GUUUAUUGGCACUUUCUUGUUUUCAAAUAUUGAGUCUUACGAGCCACUUUAUUGGAAGCAUCUUAUCAAAUGGGUCAAAAAGCUCAGAAGUUCACUUUUCUCUCAACAAUUCUUAUAUAAAGAGUGAACCUGAGGGUUGUAACAAUGAUAGUGACUAUGAAAAUCAUAGUAAAAGUAAUUCUCAAGGCAAUAAUAAUUACAGUGGUUCAAAAGACAAAGAAUUGAUUUCUGAUAUGUCUUCGUACUAUGAAAAAUGUACUUCUAUUGAACAACAGGAAUACUGUUCCAGUUUAGAAGCAUUACUUAACAAACUUUGUGCAGAAGGGAAAACUAAUAUUAAUAAAAUUAUUGUGCUAUUGUUAUUUAUUGGUAGAAGUCAAGGAAUUGAUAAUGAAAAAACAUCAUCAGCUUAUGACAUUGAUGAAGAUUUAGAGAAUGAUAACAAUAAUAUACAGACAGGUUCAGAAGAAAUCCUUGAACCUUUAUAUGAAAUGCAACAAGAUACUGUAGAAGAUUUGAGACAUAUAAAUAGGCAUGAAAGUAGUAAUAGUGAUGAAUCUCAAGAUGGUGGCACAAUACAGAAUAAGCAAAUGUAUGUUCAACAAGAUGAAGAGACACCAGAAUUACAAGCAAAUUGA
Molecule: messenger RNA, 638 nt
Organism: Cetraspora pellucida
Lineage: Eukaryota; Fungi; Glomeromycota; Glomeromycetes; Diversisporales; Gigasporaceae
Source: the annotation of a GenBank genome assembly